Solea solea (common sole) is the source of this 1028-nucleotide messenger RNA. RefSeq names its product cyclin-dependent kinase 2-associated protein 1. Gene Ontology annotation, cellular component: nucleus; cytoplasm. The coding region runs from base 98 to 460 and encodes 120 amino acids. The transcript is spliced from 4 exons. The record is from RefSeq and is a predicted model, not a curated record. Lineage: Eukaryota; Metazoa; Chordata; Actinopteri; Pleuronectiformes; Soleidae.
AGUGACGGCCAUAUUUGCCGGUGCCGCUGUUGUAAACAAAAAGUGAGAGACAGACGCUUCACUGAAUUUCGGGUCAUUUUUAUUUCUUUAAUUUACAAUGUCUUUGGGAAUGUCUUAUAAACCCAAUAUCCACCAGCACAUUCCGGGAACUUCUGGGAAUCAGGUUGGAAACCUCCAGUCUUCCUCAGCAGCGAACCUGGCCACGUUGCAGUCUUACAGGCCUCUCCUGAAUGACUACGGACCUCCAUCUCUGGGAUUCUCUCAGGGCUCCACCGGCAGCCAAGUUCCUCAGAACAAAUAUGCAGAGCUGCUGGCCAUCAUCGAAGAACUCGGGAAGGAGAUCAGGCCCACAUAUGCUGGAAGCAAGACUGCCAUGGAGAGACUGAAAAGAGGAAUAAUCCACGCCAGAGGGCUGGUGCGCGAAUGCUUGGCAGAGACGGAGAGAAACGCCAGGUCCUAGCUGCAAUCCCACGUUCGUCCCUGCAAGAAGAACUAACCGUCUCAUCGAAACAAUAAAUAAACUUGCAUGGUAUUUCCUCUGAGAGGAGGAAGUAAAUGAACAAAGGAUUGGAAAAGCAAGCUCAUCUCCUAGAGGAAAGAAAAAAAAAAUAUACAUACAAUUCAUGACUCCUGAGGAUUCUGGAGGAUCAUUUAAAUCACAUGUCGCUCAUUGGAAUUCAAAUAUCAUCGAGGAUGUAGUUUGUUUUUAACGCCCCCAACUUUUGGGAUCUUAAUUUUGACUCCAUAUUUAAGCAUUUUGGUUUCUGCAUGUGAAAGGGCCCAUGGUUUUAAUUGUACCACACUGCAUGGCUUGUACAGGGUUAGAUGGAGACUUCUUUUUUGAUAGUGUUCAGUCUGUUUUUCAGACCCAUGUAAGACAUGAAUGAGUGAGUGUGUGAAGGACAGAUGUGCCAAAUGCAUUGGUUCAUUCGUGUUGAGGUUGGUUUUGGUAUUAAAAAAAAAGGAAAAUGCUGUUACUUGCAUCUUUGUAUGUAUUUAUUACUCAGUGUAAUAAAUUGUAUUUUCAA